AUGUUUAGUUUUAAAAAUGUAAUGAAAUCUAAAAAAAUAAUGUGAACUAAUUUGAAAGCACUUAUAAAUUUAAUAAAUAAAUAACACUUUUGUAAAUCCCGCGAGGUUUAUCUGCAAUUCAUCGGUUAUUGACACAUUACCAAUAUGGCGCUUAAGUGUAAAAGACGUGCUUUUAUGGUAUAUAUUGUAAUCUGAUUCUCAGACAAUUAAACAAUUCUGGAACGUAUCCGUCUUUGCUGUAUUUUGGGUUGAGAAAAACAUUCCUCAAACCUUAAAUCAUGACUUGAAUUUAAGGAAGAAUUUUUUUAUUAUAAUAUGAAAGAUGCAAACUUAAGAGAUUAAAUUUGUAACUGAUACCAAAUAACAAAAAAAUGCCAAGUUUACGCAAGAAGGUAGCUGGCUUUAUGCGCCAACUAUCUAUUAGUAAUUUGGCUGGUGCUGUUGAAAAUAUGGGGCUAGGAGAACAACCUCUUCGUAGUCCAAGAUCAGUAACACAGGAUUUUCCAAGCGAAUGUUUCAUUACGCGGUAUCUUAAUGGAUUAGAAACAAAACAAGAAGGCCCACCGAUUUUGCAUGGUAGAAAUCCAGAGGAAUUACCUAUUAAGCAACUUGGAAAUUAUCAGGAUGAUAAAGAAGUCUUUGCUGCUUUAACAGGCCCAGAUAGUGGACUUACAGCAGUUAAUCUUCAAGAAAGACAUCUAAGUAUGAAUGAUAUUGAUAUUGAUUAUAUUGACAUGUUGGAUCAAAGUGAACAAUAUAGAACAGGAUCAAAUUCAUCUUCCAUUGUAAUUGCUGGAGUUCCAAAUUGGUUUCUUCCUCAUGAAAUGGCUUAUGGUAUUGCUACAACAUUAUAUGAAAAAAAUCCUAUAAAUAAUAUUAACAAUGGAGAACCAAUUGCUGACUGCUUUGGUAUUUCUGCAAGACAAAAUUCAGCAAUAUUGGCUCUGGCUGAUGGUGUCAAUUGGGGUACAAAGGCAAGCAUUGCAGCAAGAUCUGCGGUGCAUGGAAGCAUGGAAUACCUGAAUAAAGCUCUUUUUUCACCUUCGAUAAAUAGUGCUAUAACUACGACAAAAGAUGUUUUUGUAGCCCUCUUACGUUCAUUCCAUGCAGCACAUUCGUUAAUACUUCAGGAACAAGGCAUGCUCACAACAUUGACUGUAUGUGCUGUUCUACCCUUAGAGAGCACAACCACUAAUUCCAGUAUUCACCAUAAAAAAUUUGUGGCUUGUACAUGCAAUGUUGGUGAUAGUUUAGCAUACGUAUACUCAAGAAAAACUGGUGUCAGAGAAAUAACACGAGGAUCUCACGAUAUUCAUUGUAUGCGUGAUAUGCGUGAUGCAUUAGGAGCUUUAGGACCUGUCGAUGGAUCUAACCCAGAAUUAAAUAAUUUAACGCUCGCUAUAACGGAAGUUGAACUUGGCGAUGUCGUAUUCUUAACCAGUGAUGGUAUAUCAGAUAAUUUUGAUCCAGUAGUUGGAAAAUUUGCAGUUCUACCAAAUCAUAAUGCUGCUUCUGAUGUAACAAUAUCAAUGAAAAGUAACAAUGAUGUAAGAACAAAAACAAGAAGAAAAUCAGCAGAAAAUUUACGGCAUACAGAGUCUGGUAAUAGCAACGGAAAUAGUAAUAAUUUACCUGUAGUAGAAGCAUAUCAAAGACACGAGCUUACGCUCCUCAGAAUGGAAGAUUUAUUGAGAAGAGGAGUUUCUGGUGAAGGACCACCAUGUAAUAGUGCCAAACAUCUUUGUGAACUUCUCCUAGAUUUUGCAGUACGUAUUACAGCUGCCAAACGAAGAAUAUUAGAAGAUACAGAUUUAUAUUAUGCACAACACAAAGAUGGUCAAUUAGUGCAAUUGUCCAAGCAAGAACAACGAAGUAGACGGAAAAAGACACUAGAUAAAAUAUCUAUGAUUCCAGGGAAGUUAGAUCACGCAACGGUCGUGGCAUAUGUAGUUGGAGCAUAUAAUUCAUCAGAAUGUAAUCUAUAAUCAUUUCGAAUAUUAGACAUUAUUUUUUAUUUAACAAAAAAAAAAAAAAAAAAGAUAAGCUUUUACAAAAUGUCAAUAUUUCUGUGUCGUAUAAUUUGACAAAAUGUGAAAUUGAAUAUCAGAAUAUAUGGAAAAGAAUUUUGUUAAA
Vespula pensylvanica (western yellowjacket) is the source of this 2133-nucleotide messenger RNA. Its product is annotated as PP2C-like domain-containing protein CG9801. The transcript is spliced from 8 exons. The record is from RefSeq and is a predicted model, not a curated record. The coding region runs from base 372 to 1985 and encodes 537 amino acids. NCBI's taxonomy places the organism in Eukaryota, Metazoa, Arthropoda, Insecta, Hymenoptera, Vespidae.